Drosophila yakuba is the source of this 2395-nucleotide messenger RNA. It is a transcript of the gene Rop, whose product is annotated as protein ROP. Bases 195 to 1988 code for a protein of 597 amino acids. Gene Ontology annotation, molecular function: syntaxin binding. NCBI's taxonomy places the organism in Eukaryota, Metazoa, Arthropoda, Insecta, Diptera, Drosophilidae. The record is from RefSeq and is a predicted model, not a curated record. The transcript has a single exon. Gene Ontology annotation, cellular component: plasma membrane; secretory granule. Gene Ontology annotation, biological process: intracellular protein transport; vesicle-mediated transport; neurotransmitter secretion.
UUCGGCCAUCACUAAGGCUAAGUCAUCAAACGAAAAAAAUACAGAAAAAUUGGCCAAGGAAUAGAUAAAAUUCGCCAAGUCAAGUUAACGCACGCGAAAAACGCGAAAAAGAACAAGCUAAAAAGACAUAUUUGCACGCAGUGUGUUCAUUAUCGAGUUGCCUUUGCGCCCGUGACCAAUAAAACGCAGUGAAAAUGGCCUUGAAAGUGCUGGUGGGCCAGAAGCUGAUGAACGAGGUGGUGAAGUACAAGCCUCCACCACCCAAAAAGCAGGGCGUUACGUCCGCCGCGGGGGCGGGGGGCAUGGAGUGGAGGGUGCUGGUGGUGGACAAGCUGGGUAUGCGCAUGGUCUCCGCCUGCACCAAGAUGCACGAGAUCAGCGCCGAGGGCAUCACCCUGGUGGAGGACAUCAACAAGAAGCGUGAGCCCCUGCCCACCAUGGACGCCAUCUACCUGAUUACGCCGUCGGAUGAGUCAGUGCGCGGGCUGAUUCGAGACUUCGAGAACCCAGCGCGACCCAUGUAUCGCUAUGCCCAUGUCUUCUUUACCGAAGUCUGUCCCGAGGAGCUCUUCAAUGAUCUGUGCAAGUCGUGUGCCGCGGGAAAGAUCAAAACCCUGAAGGAGAUCAACAUUGCAUUUUUGCCGUACGAAUGCCAGGUGUUCUCGCUGGACUCGCCGGACACAUUCCAAUGCCUCUACUCGCCGGCCUUUGCCUCCAUUCGCAGCAAGCACAUCGAGCGGAUUGCCGAGCAAAUAGCCACACUGUGCGCUACCCUUGGGGAAUACCCGAAUGUGCGCUACCGCAGCGACUGGGACAGGAACAUCGAUCUGGCGGCGUCGGUGCAGCAGAAGCUGGACGCCUACAAGGCCGACGAUGCCACCAUGGGCGAGGGACCCGAGAAGGCUCGAUCUCAGCUGCUGAUCCUGGAUCGCGGCUUCGACUGUGUGUCGCCACUGCUGCAUGAGCUCACGCUCCAGGCCAUGGCCUACGAUUUGCUACCCAUCGUCAACGAUGUCUAUCGCUACACGCCCGGCCCCAAUCAGCCGGAUAAAGAGGUGCUGCUCGACGAAAACGACGACUUGUGGGUGGAGCUGCGUCACGAGCAUAUCGCUGUUGUCUCCACACAGGUGACUCAGAACCUGAAGAAAUUUACCGACUCGAAGCGCAUGGGCUCGGCCGACAAGUCGUCGAUGCGCGAUCUCUCGCAGAUGAUCAAGAAGAUGCCGCAGUACCAGAAGGAACUGUCCAAGUACUCCACCCAUUUGCAUUUGGCCGAGGACUGCAUGAAGUCCUACCAGAACUACGUGGACAAAUUGUGCCGCGUCGAACAGGAUCUGGCCAUGGGCACGGACGCCGAAGGCGAGAAGAUCAAGGAUCAUAUGCGCAACAUUGUGCCCAUCUUGCUGGAUGCCAAUGUCUCGAACUAUGACAAAGUUCGCAUCAUUGCACUCUAUGUCAUGAUCAAGAACGGAAUUUCCGAGGAGAACCUGACCAAGCUGUUCACGCAUGCCCAGCUGUCGCCGAAGGAUCAGGAUAUGGUGCGUAACCUUAGUUGCUUGGGCAUCAAUGUCAUUGCAGAUUCGCGCAAGAAGCAGUACUCGGUGCCGCGCAAGGAGCGCACCACAGAAAGCACCUACCAGAUGUCCCGCUGGACCCCGGUGAUCAAGGACAUCAUGGAGGAUUGCAUAGAGGAUAAGCUCGAUCUCCGCCACUUCCCCUUCCUCGAGGGCAGGGCACAGAAUACCAAUUAUCAUGCCCCAACCAGUGCCCGCUAUGGUCACUGGCACAAGGACAAGGGCCAGGCGCAGGUGAAGAAUGUGCCCAGGCUCAUUGUCUUCAUCGUGGGCGGCGUGAGUAUGUCCGAGAUGCGGUGCGCCUACGAGGUGACCAAUGCGGUUCGCAAUUGGGAAGUCCUUGUGGGCUCCUCGCACAUCCUGUCGCCCGAAAUAUUCCUCAGCGAUUUGGGUAGUCUCUCGAAGGAGGACUAAAGAGCUAAUUGGGUCAUAUUCUUGUUAAUGAUUUUGUCACAUUUAUCGUGUUUAAAAAUAGUUUGUUAUUCCUUACCGAAGGUUCAAAAUGAUUCCUUAAGAAAUUAUUAUACUAAUUACAUAUUGCAAUAUAUAUUAAAAAUACAAUACAUAAAUUAUAUACGCAUUACAUAAUAUAUUACAAAUAUAUAGUAUUUUACUCUUAGCCGAAUAUAAAUAAAUAUUAACUUCAAUAAUACGCGUAGUAUUAUUUCAAUUAAGCCCCUAUACUGGCUCAUAUACUGUAGUACGAAAUGUAGUAGAAAACACGGGUCACGGAUUUCACAGCACCAUAAAAUAUUCACCUCGGAUUGCAACAAUGUUAAAUGUAUUUCCGAAUUAGUCAAAUUGAUAAUGUUAUGGAUGAG